AUGUCGGAUGAUGCCGUGACCGAGCCAAAGCCCAAGCGCAUCAAGGUAAAGUACGGAGAUGUGGAGCAAGGCUUAAAAAUAAGCGAGGACGUUUCUGCUGAGGACUCACUGAAGCUGGUUGCUCGUAAAUUUGGCUUCUCAUCACCUGACAGUAUUACGCUGAGUGAUGCAGAUGGUGAUGCAGUUGUUCCAUCCUAUGGCAACGUAGCAAACGACCAGAUAUACACGGUCCAUGCCAAUCCUGCACCAUCAGAUGGCUUCGUCAAGCCGGAGUUCAUUGACUGGCUACAAGGUGCUUCGAUGAGCAGUGAGCAGGAGAGCCAAGAAGCAGGGCUCACCUAUUUGGCAAACCGCAACAAGAGCGUCAGUGCGGAUGACCUGCCUUGGAAGAGUCCGGUCAUCGUUCAGCGAGAAUGCUACUUGAAGUUCUUGCAAUUUCUGCGGGGCUGGAAGGCGGACGACAGAAAACGGUGUGUAGUCAGUGGCACACCCGGCAUAGGAAAGACCACGCUCAUCUACUACCUCAUCUGGCUCUUUCUGGCUGACAAGUUGGACUAUGAGUGGAUUGUGUUGGGCACUGCUACACGGCUGAUUGCCAUUGCAAAGGAUGGCAAGUGCAACCCCCACAGGACCGGAGAUGAGCCAAUGCUGGAGAAGUCCUUGGGCUUGUUCGACAUCAAGCCCGACGCGACGGUGGCAGAAGGUCAGAAGAGCCUCAACAUACAGGAUGCCAACAGGCACUUCAGGGUGUGCCACAUGGUGAUUGUCGCGACCGUCGGCUUUCGAGCAGUGCUUGGAGAGUUCUGGAAAACUCCAAAGAGUGUCAAAUACUUUCCAACGUGGUCGCCAAAAUCAGGCGUUGGAUUGGGCAUUCUAAUGGGGUUGUCUGAUUCGGAGCGGAAGAAGCGUCUCGAGGUGUGUGGCGACUGCAUUCCGCGCUUGGUCCAUAGUGAGUUCGGGCUUGAGGACCUCCGAGAGCAAGUGGAUAAGUUCUGCAAGGCUGUUCUUGGCGCGCUCAAUGCCGCGGAGAAGCGAACCUCAGUCAAACAGGCGCAUACCAUGCUUGUUUUACAGCCAAGCCCUGAUAUGAAGGAACGUGAAUGCCCGUCCUUUGUGCCUCUUCUGACAGCUGACGCAGACGAUGGUUCUGCUGAAGCCAAGGAAGGCGAGACCAUAGGACUUGUCUCUACCUACGUUCGGGAUGCGCUCUUCAAAAGCAUGACCUCCUGCACAUCCGAUGAGAAUCUCAGCAACUUGGUGCAGAGGAUGCCCGAAAUUGUUCGAAAUUAUUUUCAGGAUGCGGUUCUUAAUGCGAUUGGUCGUGGCGAUGCAACUCUGCGCAACGAGGAUGCCUCCAACAUUGUCCUGCCGUUCAAAAAACUGGAGUUUUGCGCUGUGGCAAAGACUUGUCCCAAACCCAACGUGCUUUACAGACAUCCACCCCAGCAAGACAGGAUGAAGUUAAUUGAUGGCUUUGGGUGCUGUGGUGAUACGCUCUAUCUGCUUCAACCCACCACCGGACAGAGGCACACUAAAGUCAUAACUAGUCAUAUCAGGGAGCUUGUUGACCUUGACAAUCUGCCGGACGCAGUCAAAAAAGUGGUUGCGCUCUACGUUCGCCCUUGUCAUUGCGGAGAGCCUCUGCGAUUGGUUGAGCCUCGCGAAGGAAAGAACAGCCCCAAAGGGCAGAUUUGCAAGAAGGCUUUCAGCUCCGUGAUAGUAGCCUCGCUUUGUUUCACUCGGAGUUGCUCAAAGCAUCUUCAAAAAGCCAUGUGCCAAAAGAGCACGGAAUACCACCCCUGA
Symbiodinium sp. CCMP2456 is the source of this 1803-nucleotide messenger RNA. The record is from the annotation of a GenBank genome assembly. Lineage: Eukaryota; Dinophyceae; Suessiales; Symbiodiniaceae.